CUUUAAUACAUUGGUAUUCGCAACAGUGGAAAAUCGAGAUCCUGCGGGACUUGUAGAUGGACUGGUGGAGGUACGUUUCGAAAGCGUUAGCUCGGAGGAAGUGAACCAGUUUGUGAAGAGAAAGGAGGUCUUUGUCAUGAUAGAGUCUCCAGCCUACUUUGAAUCUUACAGACACGUACUUGAAGCCCUCAAGGAGAUAAAUUCUGAGUUUCCUUUCCAGAAGCAGAUCGUGGGGUGCUGCAGGGAUGUCGAGCCACCCGAGUAUCAAAUAAAGAAAGAAAAUAACAGCAAUUUUAAGUUUAAUUUCGAUGACGUCUUAGUUACAAAAAGGGAGGCGUAUUCAAAACCUUCUGAGUUGAUUGAAAAGCAAGAUUCCCGAUCUGCCAUGGAAAUUGUUCCGGAUGCCUCGGCCAGUGUGGAAGUGGAAAACGCAAUCCCUUCAGCUGCAGAAGAACGUAAGUGCACCCCAAACGAUUAUUGUUGGCCAGACAGGGCGAGCCUCGGGCUCAAUGAAUCGCAGAUGCGCGCAUUCAAAAUGGCGUUGACCAAAAGGUUUGCCGUAAUUCAAGGACCGCCAGGGACUGGGAAGACAUACGUUGGUUGGAAGAUUGCACGUGUUCUUCUACUGACCCACUCACUCUGGGAAGAUAAGGAGAACCAGACACCAAUCUUAAUGGUGUCCUACACAAAUCACGCCUUGGAUCAGUUUCUGGAAGGACUUCUUUCAACAACGACAAAUGUUGUUCGUGUUGGUGGCCGUAGCAGAAGUGAGAAACUUGACAGAUAUUCAUUGAAGUAUCAUCAGAGAUUAAUGCGUUCGCAAGAAGUAGUUCCAGAUGAAAUUUACAGAGCCAGAAUACACUCUGAGAAUGACACUCAUCGGCAAAAACGUUUCUCCGAAAGUUCUCUCAAGAUUUUAAGUACUUUAAAGACAAGCGUGGUGUCCAUGAAAGUCCUAGGUCAUCGCGAUUAUGCGCUGAGAGCCCAUUACUCACAACUUUUGGAAGAAGGUGGACCAGAAUCAAUUAACGAAGCUCUUCUUGACUGGCUGCAAAUCGAAAGACAAGAUCAACAUGAAGAGGAAUUACUUCCUUAUGGCGACUACGAGGAAGAAGAGUAUCAUUCUUAUGGCUACGGGGUAGCUUUUGACAAUGAACCCUUUGACGACAAAAACCUUAGGGAGAUUACUUCUGAAAUAGCAAUCCUCUCAGCUGAAGAGGCUGCCGACCCUAAGGAAGUAAGACGAAAUCUUUUGAGUAGAGAGCUUAUGUCAGAGGACGAGGAGAUGCAUGUUCGUGAUAUUUACCGGUUGGGAACAGAAGAUCGCUGGAGACUUUACAGGCUGUGGAGAAAGAGGGCGGAGGAACAUCAUAACGAGCUCUUUCUUACUAGGCAAGGCGAGUAUGAACAAGCCAUUGAAAGAGAGCGGGAGAUCACCAAACUGGAAGAAUACGAAAUUCUGCGCAAGGCACGUGUCAUUGGCAUGACGACCACGUGUGCUGCAAAAUACCGUAGCAUCCUCACGGAGAUCGGCCCCAGGAUCGUCAUAGUCGAAGAGGCCGCUGAAGUACUGGAGGCUCACAUUAUUGCGUCAUUGACGCCGGGCUGUCAGCAUUUGAUUUUGAUUGGAGAUCAUAAACAACUAAGACCCACCCCCGCAGUCCAUGAAUUAGCCAAGAAGUUCAAGCUGGAUGUGUCCCUCUUUGAGCGAAUGGUUAAUGUUGGAGUGCAAUGCGAGAUGCUCAAUGUACAGCACCGUAUGAGACCUGAAAUCGCCGCCUUGAUGAAACACAUUUAUGACAAUCUUGAGAAUCACAAGUCUGUGGAGGAAUACGAAGAUGUCAAAGGAAUCAAGAAGAACAUGUUUUUCAUCAACCACAACCACAUGGAAGAGUCAAGUGAUCAGUUGCAUAGCCAUGUGAAUAAACACGAAGCCAAGUUUUCAGUCGCGCUCUGUCGUUAUUUAUUACAGCAAGGAUACGAAGCCCAUCAAAUUACCCUACUGACAACCUACAUGGGACAGAUGUUCGCUCUCAAAGAUUGCCUUCAGGGAGAAGAGGAGGAUUCCCCGCUUAGAGGCGUCCGUCGAACGACAGUUGACAACUUCCAAGGUGAAGAGAACGACAUCAUCCUUCUGUCACUUGUGCGCAGUAACAAAGACGAGAAAAUCGGAUUCCUAAAGAUUGUCAACCGCGCAUGCGUUGCUCUCUCGCGUGCAAGAAAGGGUUUCUUCUGCAUAGGAAAUUUUGGCCUUCUCUCCAAACACAGUGACAUUUGGAAGAAAAUUGUUGCAGAUUUGAAAGCUAGUACCAGUAUUGGAAACGCCUUGCCCCUUGUUUGCCAAAUCCACAAAGACGAAGUCAGCGUUGCAACUGCCGAAGAUUUUAACACAAAAGUUCCCAUGGGAGGAUGUCAGCAACCAUGUGCGGCGCGUCUGAAAUGCGGUCAUGCCUGCCCGCUGAAAUGUCAUCCUUAUGAUAAAGGCCACCGGGAAUUUCGCUGUGAAAAACCGUGUGAAAAGAAAAGGGAAAGAUGUGGCCAUUCGUGCCCUAAGCGUUGCGGAGAAGUCUGUGAACAACUUUGUGAUCUAAUGGUUGAGAAAGAGUUGCCGAUCUGUGGUCACACUACAAAGGUGAGAUGUGACACUAGUCCAGAGAUGAUGAAAUGCAAAAAAAGAUGUGAGAGAGUCCUUCCCUGUGCUCACAGGUGUCAACGCAAAUGUACAGAAAGCUGCACAGAGAAAUGCCAAGAGCUUGUCAAGAGGACAGAUUGGCCUUGUGGACAUGAAGUCACUAUGGCCUGCUCAGCAACUCUUGCUGAUUGUCCAGUUCCUUGCGGACCCACGUUGGAAUGUGGUCACCCGUGUUCUGGAACUUGUGGCGAGUGUCGCAUGGGUCGCAUUCACAAACAGUGCAAGCUGAGGUGCGGUCGUGUCCAGAUUUGUUCCCAUUCGUGCAAGUCCUUGUGUAGAGAGUCGUGUCCGCCGUGUAUCAUGAUGUGUGAAAACAAGUGCCAGCACAAUCCAUGCCCGAAUAGAUGCGGAGAGCUGUGUAUACCUUGCCGCGAGGAAUGCCCCUGGAAGUGUUCUCAUCACGCUUGUACCAAGAAGUGCAGUGAGAUGUGUGACAGACCAAGAUGUAAUGUACCAUGCUACCGAUUCAUACCAGAAUGUGGCCACGUUUGCUGUGGUUUGGAGUGCGAAAAAGAGUGCAUCUGUGCUGAGUGUACUCCAGAAAGAGAGAUCAUCUUCGGGACGGAGGAGGACGAAAAUGCUCGGUUCAUCAGGCUUCCAGAUUGUCAGCAUAUCUUUGAAGUAACUGGCCUGGAUAGAUGGAUGGACGGAGAUGAUGACGUGAUUGGGCGAAAGCAGUGUCCGCAAUGUAAGACCCCAGUUCAAACGUGCCUGCGAUAUGGAAAUGUUAUCAAACAGCAGCUACACGAUAUUGAGAGAGUGAAAGCAAAAAUGUUGGGAAACAAGACGGAAUUGAACAGCAAGAAAAUGAUCCUACACGGUCGUGCUAUUGUUUUAUUGGAGAAAUUGAGACUUGAUGGAACACCGUUUUCUCGAAAAGUCACAGCCUAUUUGGAAAAACGAAAAGACAGAAUACGGCAAUCAAUGAAGUCUGAAACGAUAGCCGCGAUCAUUGAAAACCAGUUGAUGCUGAUUCACCGUUUGUUCUCGACAGGAAAGAAAAUGCAAAGCGUUCUAGGAAUGGCGUCGCCAGAGGACAGCUCUGAAAAGAAGUUGCAGCGCCAGCAGUUUACCGAGGAACUGAAUUACCUUGAGAAACGGCUUCUGUCUGACCGGGUAGGGCAGUUAGAGCUACAAGACAUCAACACAGAAUUCUCCAGAUUCAAUCUUCAACUGGAGAUGUAUUUGCUGAACCGCGACAUCACGAGCCUGGAGCUAGAGUUAGACGAACCUUCCUGCCAAAUGAAGACUGCAAUACAAAAGGAACUGUCCAGCGGUCAACGCAUAGCAGACGAAGAACUGGAUAAACUUAUGCAUGAUAUUGCAACCAUAAGGACAACCAAUCCCUGCUUUAAACCAUUGACGCCAGAAGAAAAAAAACAGAUGGUGUCCGCCAUGAACCUUAAACCAGGUCAUUGGUACAAAUGUCCUCAGGGACAUAUCUACGUCAUAACCGAGUGUGGCGGUGCUAUGCAGAAAAGCACAUGUCCUGAUUGCGGAUCUGUGAUUGGUGGAGAAAAUCACACACUGGUAGAGGACAACCAAGUGGCGUCUGAGAUGGAUGGUGCAAGGUACGCGGCUUGGUCUGAACAGGCGAAUUUAGCUAACUAUGGAAACUUAGAUGAAAUAGUUUGACUUUUUUAUGCUGACAAAGCUCAUUUAGAUUGAAUGUCGUUGGAAGAAGACCGUGUUUAUCACUAUAGCCGUUCAAAACAAAGGGAAACAAAAAGGCUAGAAAUAUAAUUCCAGAUCGCCUCUGACACUCAAUUGGAAUUGAAUCAUUUAUAGAACAAUGUUAUUGCUUCAAAUUACAGCUAUAGAUAUAGUGAUAGGCUAAGAAAUGUUUUUUAAUGACGGAAAUGUUUCAGUAAUAGAUUUUACUUGGUAACUUGUAUGGAAUAUUUUACGCCCUGACUUCAAAGCUCGUCUGCUUUUGACCGUAAGGAACAAAACUGGAUGUGGUUAUGUGCAACAGCUUGUUAUUAUAGUCUUUUUUUCUCCUUAUCUUUUUCUACGUAUAAUAAUCAAGGCCCUCUAAUGAAAAGAUGAGAAAUUUACCAUCUCGAUUCACACUGAUGAUCAUUGCGCAAAAGCAUCCCACAUCGACAUUCCUAUCCUAGCAUUAUACAGAAAGUUUGUUACCAUGGACCUGGUUAACAACUUAGCCUAGCAUGAGUCCCC
Molecule: messenger RNA, 4873 nt
Organism: Stylophora pistillata
Lineage: Eukaryota; Metazoa; Cnidaria; Anthozoa; Scleractinia; Pocilloporidae
Product: NFX1-type zinc finger-containing protein 1
Biological process (GO): regulatory ncRNA-mediated heterochromatin formation
Cellular component (GO): nuclear RNA-directed RNA polymerase complex
Molecular function (GO): helicase activity
Source: RefSeq, a predicted model, not a curated record